CUCCCGCCUCCUUCCUGGGCUCGCCUCUCUAUUGGAGCUCUGACCUGGCAGUCUUCAAUCGCUGAGCGGUGAUUGGUGGCUGCGGGGCUUGCUGGGCCUGGCUCGCACUUCCGCCCGGGUGUCAGUGGAGAAGCUGAGACCUAGCUAGCAGCAGGCAUGGUCGAAAACGGACCCAAAAACUGUCCAAAAUGCCCGCAAAUUCGACAAAACACAUGGUGUUCGCCGGUGCGGAUUUUCCGAUUGGUGGCAAAAAAAUAACUGCACAGUUCCAGUAGAUUUGAGAGGGAACAUAGCCCCAGGUAUCACCCAGCUGGAGUGUUGAACCCUGAUAAAAUGCAGUAACACCCUCAGUAGUGUGAAGACACAGGAGAGAAGGAUGAACAGCGAGGAGGAGUUUUUUGAUGCCGUGACAGGCACAGACUCUGACAACUCCUCAGCAGAGUUUGCAGAUACCAACCCACGGAUCUCGGAGGUGGUGCUCACAGACCAGAAAACAAUGGCUGAUGAGGAGAGUGGUCCACAGGAGAAUGGAGUAAAAAAGCAUCGGAUUUCUCUUCCUGCCCCCAUGUUCUCUAGAAACAACUUCAGUGUGUGGAGCAUAUUGAAGAAAUGCAUCGGACUGGAACUGUCGAAAAUCACAAUGCCAAUAGUUUUUAACGAGCCCCUGAGCUUCCUGCAGCGAAUCACGGAAUAUAUGGAACACACAUACUUGAUCAACAAAGCAUGUUCAUGUACAGAUCCACUACUCAGAAUGCAGACCGUGGCUGCUUUUGCUGUUUCGGCUGUUGCAUCCCAAUGGGAGAGGACAGGGAAACCAUUCAACCCUCUUCUUGGAGAAACGUAUGAAUUAGUGAGGGAAGACUUAGGGUUCCACUUUGUAUCUGAACAAGUAAGCCACCACCCACCUGUUAGUGCCUUUUAUGCUGAAGGUCUAAACAAGGACUUCAUCUUCCAUGGGUCUAUUUAUCCCAAACUGAAGUUCUGGGGUAAGAGUGUGGAGGCUGAGCCACGAGGAAUCAUCACACUGGAGCUACUUAAACACAAAGAGGUCUAUACCUGGACGAAUCCCACCUGCUGUGUACACAAUGUCAUCAUUGGAAAGCUUUGGAUAGAGCAGUAUGGGACAGUGGAGAUCAUAAAUCACAGUACCGGGGAUAAAUGCAUCCUGAACUUCAAACCAUGUGGUCUGUUUGGAAAGGAGCUGCACAGAGUAGAAGGGUAUAUUCAAGACAAGAAUAAGAAGAAGCUGUGUAUGAUAUAUGGGAAGUGGACAGAGUGUUUGUGGAGUGUGGAUCCAGCUGCAUAUGAAGCCUAUAAGAAGUCAGAGAAGAGAGGAGGGGAACAGAAAAAAUACAAACAGAAUGAAGAAACUGUGAAUCCAGAGACUGAUGAAGCAGAUGAUAUGCCUGAGGUUCAAGAGACUGUGCAGGUCAUAUCUGGAAGUAAACUACUUUGGAGGAUCAGUUGUCGACCUCAGAACUCUUCCCAGAUGUACAACUUCACCAGCUUCGCUGUGGCUCUCAAUGAGCUAGACAAAGACAUGGAGUCCAUAUUGGCACCAACAGACUGCCGUUUAAGACCAGACAUUAGAUACAUGGAGAAUGGGGAUUUAGAUCAGGCUAGCAAUGAGAAGGAAAGGUUAGAAGAGAAGCAGAGGGCAGCCAGGAGGGAACGAGCUAAAACGAAUGAAGAAUGGAGAACAAGGUGGUUUACACAAGGGACUAACCCACACACUAGGACUUCAGACUGGCUCUACAAAGGAGGAUACUUUGAUAGAAAUUUCACAGACUGUCCUGACAUUUAUUGACCCCCAAGACUUUCUAUUGUCUUCUUCAGACCUAGGCACCAUAUCGACAUUUGCACCGGAGCUAAGGCUCACUAACUGUGUUUGUGGGGAUCCAGGCUUUACCUUCUUUUUGGAAACAUUUUAGGAAAGGUUAUUGUUUCGCAAUCAGGGUAUUCAUUAUUUAACUACUUUGGUUGCCGAAAAUAAAUAAAUAAAUAAAACGUAUGUGUAGGUUUGUAUAUGCGGUUAAUAUGCAUAUGCAGACACACAGAUAUUAAUUUGUAGCCAACUGUGCAGGGAUCAUAAAAAGUUACCAAAUCAUCAUGAGGGGUUUUUGGUUUUGUUAGUGUGUGUAUGUGUAUAUGUGUGUGUAUAUAUAUAUAUAUAUAUAUAUAUAUAUAUAUAUAUAUAUAUAUAUUGUGUGUGUGUAUAUAUAUAUAUAUAUAUAUAUAUAUAUAUAAUAUAAUAUAAUAUAAUAAUUCUGAAUUUAAUGACUAAUCACUUGUGAGCGUGUAUCAAUCACUCAUCGCCUGAGAUAUCAAUGCUGGGCGGUGGCAUGCAUCCGCUGUGUAUUACUUUGAGAACUUCAUGUAGUGCAUUGGUAAAACUUUAAAACUUUUCAAAUGUCUAAUCUCUAUACCAAACAUCAAAUUUAUUAUGCACACUCCUGUCCUCCUUCUGCGAGUGGGAGACAUAUAAUUGCUUUUAUUAUUUUUCUGUUUUGCACUGCUCAUUCUGAUUAUAAACACAAGGGUACUGCUUAAAACAUCAACCCCAGAGUGUCUCAAGAAACUACUACUAUAGUGGAAGAGACCAUUAUUUACUGGUAAAGAAAAUGCAGCAAUGUGUUCUGUUUCAUGAAAACACAGAUGCAUUUUUAUCGUUUUCUUUAUGCAGCCCCCUAGAAAUCGAUAGUUAUCUUACUAUCAUAAGGAUGAGAUCUAGAAAAUUAUAUUUUAAUAUUAAUAAAUCAUGCUUCACACUCAACGUACAGAUAUAUAUUUAUUUAUAAACUUGCCAGUAGAACGUAUAUUUAGCAUCCUUCCAUAUUAAGGGAGUUGUAAAAAAAAUUGUGUGGGUCAGUGUGUGAAGCAGUUCACACAUGCAGUGAUUUAAAGCACAGGUUGUCUUGUCAUCAUCUGGUUGAGAUCAGAUAGACGUUGAACAGGUACUGGCAAAAGAUCUGGUCAUCUGACGACUGAUAUCUUACAGUGAUCAUUGUCUGACAGCAGUAAACUUAAUCCUUGUAUGACCUAGUCGCUUGGCUUGAGCAUUCGAUCCAUUCAGUUUGGUCACAUAUAUUGUUGUGUAAUUGUGCACUGAUCUGGUCACAUGGUGGUAAUUCAGAACUGUUUGUAGCAACAAAUUUCUUAGCAGUUGGGAAAAACCAUGGUACUGCAAGGGGGGCAGAUAUAACAUGUGCAGAGAGAGUUAGAUUUGGGUGGGUUCUUUUGUUUCUGUUCAAGUAAAUACUGGCUGCUUUAUUUUUACACUGCAAUUUAGAUUUCAGUUUGAACACACCCCACCCAAAUCUAACUCUCUCUGCACCUGUUAUAUCUGCCUCCCAUGCAGUGGUUUUACCCAACUGCUAACAAAUUUGCUACUACGAUCAGGUCUGAUUUACCCCCUUGGUUCCUAGACUGUGUGGCCAGACCUGUGUUUUUUAAAUGCAAAGCUUUACUGUGUACUAUUGUCUGUCAUUUUUAGAAGUAUGUAGUGUAUAACAUAUUGACAUUUUUGGUGUCCAUUGAGAAGGAGUGUGGGGAGAGGAAAGUUCAUGCCAAGUAGUUCUGUCCCAUCGUAUAUGUGAUCAUAAAAGGACGUUUUUAAAAGAGGUACAUGACAGCAUGGAGACUGAACAACACAAAGAAUGACCUGUCAAUCACUGUUUAUAGUGAAGCUGUGAGACGACAUGGCAGUGUAAAUUAAUAUAUGUACAUACACACACACUUUCUGUUAGUAUUCUUGAUGAAAAGAAUUCAGUCUCUUGCGGUCUAGUAAAAAGACCAAAUGUAAAUUAUUUUCUUUAACACUUUUAAGCCUCCUUCUAUUCACACAUUUUGAUUUCAUGAAUAUUCAAUGCUUCCUCCUCUGAACCAGCCUUAACAAUUGAGUUUAAAUGCAUCUGUGUGUUUGUAUAUGUGUAUAUAAUGUGUGUAUGUAUAUACUCUAUAUUCAUCACUAAAUCCCUAAUAUUUUUGUAGCCAUAUUUAAGAUGCAUAUAAGUGGCUGUUAAUUCACUGAUCGGAGAUGAUAUAAAAGUUGUUUUGCAGUAAUUAUAUAA
Pseudophryne corroboree (corroboree frog) is the source of this 4070-nucleotide messenger RNA. RefSeq names its product oxysterol binding protein like 2 (gene OSBPL2). The transcript is spliced from 15 exons. Gene Ontology annotation, cellular component: intracellular membrane-bounded organelle; perinuclear endoplasmic reticulum; plasma membrane. NCBI's taxonomy places the organism in Eukaryota, Metazoa, Chordata, Amphibia, Anura, Myobatrachidae. The record is from RefSeq and is a predicted model, not a curated record. Gene Ontology annotation, molecular function: cholesterol binding. The coding region runs from base 377 to 1807 and encodes 476 amino acids.